This is a messenger RNA of Anoplophora glabripennis (Asian longhorned beetle), 1594 nucleotides long. Its product is annotated as glucosylceramidase-like. Gene Ontology annotation, molecular function: glucosylceramidase activity. Gene Ontology annotation, biological process: glucosylceramide catabolic process. Bases 40 to 1566 code for a protein of 508 amino acids. The transcript is spliced from 9 exons. The record is from RefSeq and is a predicted model, not a curated record. NCBI's taxonomy places the organism in Eukaryota, Metazoa, Arthropoda, Insecta, Coleoptera, Cerambycidae.
GAUGUUCUGCAUUACUGUAAAGUUUAAUAGUUAGUAAGGAUGUCUAUACCACUUCUAGGCCUACUGCUCAGUUUACUAGGACUUGGAACGAUUUCGGCAGAAGACUGCCUUGCCAGGGAUUACGGAAAUAAUGGUACAGUAUGUGUAUGUAAUGCAGACCAAUGCGAUACCAUAGCCCGGGUGCAAACAUUGAGUGAAGGAAGUUACUUACUUUACACUUCCAAUAUGGCAGGGUUGAGGUUUCAAAUUGACAAUGGCACGUUCUCCGAGUUAAGCACAACAUCGGAGAACAGGAUCAUCAUCGACCAGGAUGAUAGUUAUCAAGAAAUUCUCGGUUGGGGAGGAGCUUUUACUGACGCUACUGGUAUAAAUAUCAAUUCCCUUAGUUCAGGGGCCAAAGAGAAGCUUAUGAGAUCAUAUUUCUCUGAAGAUGGCCUAGAAUACAGUCUAUGUCGAGUGCCCAUCGGAGGAACAGAUUUUUCGACUCAUGGCUAUACGUAUGUCGAUGAAACGGAACCGGAUGUCGAACUGACCACUUUUGCUCUAACAGACGAGGAUUAUCAACUUAAGAUUCCGUUGAUACGCGAAGCCUUUAAUCUAACCGACAACAAUCUGAGAUUGUUCGCUUCUGCGUGGACAGCUCCGAAAUGGAUGAAGUUGAACGGAGCUUAUUCUGGCUUGCUUGGUUUUCUAAAGAGUGCAAUGUAUCAGCCCUGGGCCAACUACUUUUUAAAGUUCUUGGAGGCGUAUGAUAGCGAGAAUAUUCCAUUUUGGGGAAUAACCACCGGAAACGAGCCUAGCCUUGGAUUUUUCCCUAUAGAAAUACCAUCGGUAGCAUGGACCUUUACACAAAUGAGAAUCUGGAUUAGAACGAAUUUAGGGCCCACUUUAAGAAACUCUCCCUAUUCUAAUAUAACUAUAAUGGCUUUAGACGAUCAGAGGAUAUUUUUGCCCUGGUAUAUCGAUGGGUUGUUCCUGAAUUCCGAUGUGCGAAACUAUAUUGACGGCAUAGCUACACACUGGUACUGGGAUGAUAUUAUACCACCUUCUAUGCUUACCACGACUCAUGACACGUACCCUGAGAAGUUUCUGCUUGCAACAGAAGCUUGUGUGGGAGACGGUGACGAUAUAUCUGUAGUAUUAGGAUCUUGGUCGAGAGGAGAGCAGUACGUUUUUAGCAUUAUCGAGUACGUAAAUCACUGGACUACGGGUUGGCUAGACUGGAACAUGGCACUGGACGAAACAGGAGGGCCAACGUAUAUAAAUAACAACGUCGAUUCCCCUAUAAUUGUCAAUGCAUCAGCAGACGAAUUUUACAAGCAGCCCAUGUAUUACGGUAUAGGGCAUUUCUCCAAAUUUGUUCCAAGAGGUUCUGUGAAAAUAUCAUGUUCGCAAUUCGCCAGCGACGUACCGACGACAGCAUUUAAAAGACCUGAUGGCGGAGUUGUCGUAGUUAUUUUGAAUCAGAGGGACGAAGAAGUACCUGUUGUAAUAGCUGACGCUACCAGAGGAGAGGUGAAUUUAAAUUUAUCUGCCCGUUCUUUUACGUCUGUAUUGUACUGGUAGAAAAUUAAUAAAAACUAACCAUAUAAAA